AUGUAUCGUGCAUUUCGGGCACGUCAAGGCCUUCGAUGGCCUAGAGAUCAAUUACGAUCCCCCCGAAGAUGCUACGUCACUGAUGCCGAAAUAGACAAAGCACGGCAGUAUUGCGUUGCGCAAUUGAGACAGUCCGACUAUGAUUCCUACUUGAUUCGAAAUCUACUGCCCAAGUCGCGGCAAGAUGCCUACGAUGCGUUACGAGCUUUCAAUCUAGAGUUGGUACGACUCCCGGAGCUCGUGUCGAACCCCACCAUCGGUCAACUACGCAUGCAGUUCUGGCGAGAUGCUAUCAACAAUACCUUCGCCGACAAACCUCCGAAAGAGCCUAUCAUGAUACUGCUAUAUAAGGUUAUCUCUGAACUCGCUGAGAGAGGUGGAACGCCAAGCUCUAUCAAGUUCUGGUUGUUACGUCUAAUUAAUACUCGUGAGAAGUAUAUGGAUAACCGGCCAUUCACCAGUCUUGCUUCACUGGAGGAAUAUGCGGAGAAUACAUAUUCGACUCUCAUGUAUUCAAAUUUGGCGGCACUUUCCAUCCAUUCCAUGCAUAUGGAUCAUUUGGCCAGCCACAUUGGCAAAGCAUGCGGUAUAGUGGCUACCCUACGAGGUGUCCCGGUUCUAGCCGCUCCGUCGCCCCCCGUAAAGUCACCUGACGGAGCUGGUGUAGGUAGCGGUAGAAACCCAGUCCUUCUGUUACCAUUAGACGUCAUGGCAGAGACAGGUUUGAGAGAAGAGGAUGUGUAUCGAAAGGGCCCCGGCGCCGACGGUUUUCAAGAUGCCAUCUUCAAAGUUGCCACUCGGGCUCAUGACCACCUUAUUACCGCAAGAGAAAUGUUGAAAAACAUUCAUGCAGGACAAAGUCCUGGUCACGAGUACGAGCAUCACGGUGAAGAGCAACACGAAUAUCCAUCGACAGCUCCGGAAGACGACGAUACCAAACGAGACCUCCGUCGGGGUUUCGGCGUUUUAUUGGAGGGAGUCCCAGCUGGUGAUUAUUUAACAAGACUCGAAGCUCAGAACUUCGAUCCGUUUACGAUUAAAAGCAGCUGGAAGCUCCCAUGGCGGUUAUGGAGAGCGGUGAAGGCACAAGAAAUAUGA
This is a messenger RNA of Hypoxylon trugodes, 1098 nucleotides long. Its product is annotated as Squalene/phytoene synthase. The transcript is spliced from 2 exons. Bases 1 to 1098 code for a protein of 365 amino acids. Gene Ontology annotation, cellular component: mitochondrion. Gene Ontology annotation, biological process: biosynthetic process; mitochondrial respiratory chain complex I assembly. NCBI's taxonomy places the organism in Eukaryota, Fungi, Ascomycota, Sordariomycetes, Xylariales, Hypoxylaceae. The record is from RefSeq and is a predicted model, not a curated record.